AUGACUAUCUUGUACCAUCUGGGAAAGGCUAAUAUUGUGGCCGAUGCUUUGAGUAGGAAGGCUAUUAGUAUGGGAAGUCUCGUGGCGAUUAAUGUUGAUAGGAGGCCUUUGGCUAAAGAUCUUCAGAGGUUAGCUAAUAUCCUUGUUCGAUUGCGAGUUUCUGAGAAGGGUGGAGGAUUCAUUGCUUCUAUUGAUGCCCGCUCUUCCUUAGUUGAGCAAAUUGGAGAGAGGCAUUUUGAUGGUGAAAGGUUAUGUCUCAUUCGAGAUAAGGUGUUGAGGGCAAAGAUGUAUCAUGACCUUAGUCAGCAUUACUGGUGGUGUGGAAUGAAAAGGGACAUCGUAGAGUUUGUGUCCAGGUGUUUCACCUGUCAACAGGUCAAGUGUGAGCACCAGCGGCCUGGAAGUGCUCUACAGGAGGGCCUGGGCACUAGGCUUCAUAUGAGUACAACUUUUCACCUAAAGACUGAUGGUCAGUCCGAACAGAUGGUUCAAGUGUUGGAGGAUAUGCUCCGAGCUUAUGUUAUUAAUUUUGGUGUUAGGUGGUGUCGAUCUCUUAUUGAGUGGUUCGACUCCUUUGAGAUAGACUCUUUAGACAUGGACUUUCUUAGAGAUGCCAUGAAGAAGGUUCGAAUUAUCCAGGGUAGACUCUUGAUAGCCCAGAGUCGAGUGGGAGAGGUGGCUUACAAAUUAGCCUUGCCACCUAGCUUAUCGGUGGCACAUCCUGUAUUUUAUGUUUCUAUGCUCCAGAAGUAUGUAACAGAUGAGUCUCAUGUGUUAUCUCUUGACACGGUGAAGUUGGGUCCAUAUUUAACCUUUAAGAAGGAGCCCAUAGCUAUCCUUGAUAGACAGGUCCAAAAGCUUAGGACCGAGGUGAUAGCUUCAGUAAAGGUACAAUGGAGGCACCGCUCAGUCGGAGAGGCGACUUGA
This is a messenger RNA of Solanum dulcamara, 927 nucleotides long. RefSeq lists its product as uncharacterized. Bases 1 to 927 code for a protein of 308 amino acids. The transcript has 5 exons. The record is from RefSeq and is a predicted model, not a curated record. Lineage: Eukaryota; Viridiplantae; Streptophyta; Magnoliopsida; Solanales; Solanaceae.